This is a messenger RNA of Gastrolobium bilobum, 1056 nucleotides long. RefSeq lists its product as uncharacterized. Lineage: Eukaryota; Viridiplantae; Streptophyta; Magnoliopsida; Fabales; Fabaceae. The record is from RefSeq and is a predicted model, not a curated record. The transcript has a single exon. Bases 1 to 1056 code for a protein of 351 amino acids.
AUGGAUUCUGGUAAUAGUGGAAGCAUCUCUUCUAGUGGUGAUGAAGAAUAUGAUUCACGUGCUAAUCAUCAGACCCCACUCCCUUCGUCAGUCCUCAAUCAACCUACCCAUUUUGGUUCCUUAUCCCACCCAAUUUCAUCCUUUGUUUCUUCUCAUCACCACUCUAUGUUUGAUCUAUCUUCAAGCCAUCUCUACACUCUCUCUCAAUCACAAGCAAAUUCAAUAAAUCCUCAUUCUAUGCUAAAUUUGGAAAGUGCUAUCUCUCAAAGCCAAAGAUCUGAACCCAAUUGCACCGACCCUGCAAUAAACCAAUGCUUGUUGGGUCCUCAAGCCUUUAGCCACGAUGACAAUGCAAGACAACUCUCAUCAGAACCAACCAAUAAUGUACAACGCAAUACAAAGAAACGAGCCAGAGCUUCAAGGAGAGCACCAACCACCGUUCUCACCACCGACACUACCAAUUUCAGAUCCAUGGUUCAAGAGUUCACUGGAAUCCCUUCACCACCCUUCUCAGCCUCAUCACCCUCCUCUCGCCGCCUCGAUCUUCUCGCUGGAGUGCCCUUUUACCCUUUGCGUCGUUCCGCACAAAAGGUUCAGCCAGACCCUUUCCUUUCAUCUUCAUCCUCACCUUCGUCUUCAAGGUUGUUGCAUAACAAUAUGGUUGAUGCUAUAGCUUCCAAUACCAACAAUUUCUCACCUAAUAAUAACCCCAUUAGCUUCCAAAUAUCUCCUGAUUUGUGUUUACCCUAUCACCAGCCACAAAACUUCAUGUUAAACAUGCAAAAUCACCCUAUUCUUAAUGCAUUUCACCCAUCUCCUCCUCUUCAUACUCUUGUUAACACUAUCCCUGCUGGGUUUGAUGCAAAGUCCCAAGCUAGUUUGUCCACACCGUCGCUUGAGGAUCUAGCUAUGAGCCAUGGCCAAGUGAAUGGUUGCAGCGUUGGAAGCACAGUUGGAAGGUCCUCGAGCAGUUUGAACCAUGAGAAGACCUUAGAGAAUGACUCAUCCGCUAGAGGGGAUGGUACUGUGGAUUCGUGGAUUUGUUCUUCUGAUUAG